Musa acuminata subsp. malaccensis (wild Malaysian banana) is the source of this 1585-nucleotide messenger RNA. The record is from RefSeq and is a predicted model, not a curated record. Lineage: Eukaryota; Viridiplantae; Streptophyta; Magnoliopsida; Zingiberales; Musaceae.
CAGGAACUGAUGAUGAUCUUCCACCAUCUCAUUAUAAUAGGGGUGCAAGAGGAGUAUGUGUGAAUGGGAAUGGAAGAGCGAUGAUUGGUGCUAUUCCAUAUGCUAACAUACCAAAUGAUAUGGAAGUUCAAAUACAUCGGCUCGAGCAAGAUGCAUAUAGUUCAGUUCUUCGAGCGUUUAAGGCUCAAUCUGAUGCCAUUACUUGGGAGAAGGAAGAUCUUAUAACUGAGCUCAGAAAGGAGCUGAGAGUAUCAGAUGAGGAACACAGAGAACUAUUGAGCAGGGUUAAUGCCGAUGACAUUAUUCAGAGAAUAAGAGAAUGGAGGCAGGCAGGUGGACUCAAAACUGGAAUGCUUGGUAAUGCUCAACCAGAUGUAGCAGCGCCUAAUGUUUCAGCAUCUCAAAAGAGGCAGAAGAUAUCUCAGCCUAUAUCUACUGUCUCAGUAGGUGCACCAUCUCCUGCACUGCACUCACAACUUGCUGCUUCCAUGCAGCCUUCAUCAUCAAUUGCAAAAAGUGGAGCUGCUGCAGGAACCAAAUCCAAGAAGCCUAAAUCAGGUUGGACAUUAUCUGGUGCAUCUUCGGUGAAAUCCAUGCAGUACCCUUCUGCAGGUCCUAGUGGAAGGGUCCAAAUUUCCAAUAGGAAAUAUUCUGUUGCUUUUGCAGCAGGUGAAACUCCUGAGCCAGCAUCACUCGAUCCACUAAUUGGGCGGAAAGUCAUGACUAGAUGGCCCGAAGAUGAUAAUUUUUAUGAAGCUGUUAUAACUGAUUAUAAUCCACUUGAGGGUCUGCAUGCUUUAGUUUAUGAUAUUGGCACGGACAAUGAGACAUGGAAAUGGGUCAAUCUCAAAGAGAUUUGUCCAGAAGAUGUAAGAUGGGAGGGUGAGGAUCCAGGUAUCACUCAUCAGUCUGGUCAAGGUCCACCACAUCAUGGGGUUAAGAGGACCACAGGCCACGGUGGUGGAAUUCCAGGUGCAGGAAGGGGAAGAGGAUCCCUGAAGAGUCAGACGAAGAGAGAUUUUCCCCCAUCCCAAAAUGGCAAUGCGAAGAAGAGCACUGGUGAUAUUGAAAUACUCCACACUGAAACUCUAAUAAAGGAAGUAGAGAAACUUCUUGGUGAAAGUCAUAUUGAUACUCUCGAGAUUGACAAAGCCAAGAAAAUGUUGAAAGAGCACGAACAGGCAUUGAUGGAUGCAAUUGCAAGGCUAGCGGAUGCAUCUGAUUGUGAUAGCCCCAUUGCGGCAUCUUGUUUUGCAGAAGAGGCCAAGCACCAGUUCUCACAUGGCCAACCCGUCGACCGUGAUCGAGAAUGAACCGGAAGAACGACGGGAACCAGCACGAAGCUAAUUACAACAAUGACAUGGCUGUCAAUUGCAGAGAAAGAUAUGAGGACGACUGAAUGGUUGCACGCUGCGCUGUAGCCUUUGGUUUACCAACACGAUGGCAAUGUCAGUGACAUGUAACUUGUGACCAACCAGUAACGAAGCUACCACCACCUAGGAUGUCGAAGGUGGCCCUAGGUAAUGUAAAACGCCCUUGCUAUUACGCAUGGACUAUUAAUGGUGUCUUCAUCUUUCGAGGAACA